AAUGGUUGCUCCGGCAUUUUGAGACUUCUUUAUCAUCACACGCUGCCCUAUGGAUCUAACUUAGCGAGGGCGGUGCUUUCACGCGGAUUUGCCAUUCAAAUACGAUUUCAGAUGCAUGCCAGGUUCCUGGUGAAUGCCAGAAGAAGAGAUCACUACAGAUGGAGUCCCAAGGUCAUCAUGGCAAUGGCAGUUCAUUAGUUGUUCUCCAGCAGCCUUCUUUGGAUAGCCGGCAAAGGGUGGACUAUGAAAGAGAUGUUCAGCCCACUGCUAUCUUGUCGCUGGAUCAGAUCAAGACUCUCAGGGGCAGCAAUGAAUACACUGAAGGCCCAUCUGUGGUGAAAAAGUCCGCUCCGCGGACAGCUCCUAGACAAGAAAAACCUGAAAGGACUCAUGAAAUCAUACCGAUCAAUGUGAAUAAUAAUUAUGAGCACAGGCCCACCCACCCAGGACAUGUGCUGCAUCAACACAACUCGAGGGCUCCUGUGUUGAGCAGGUCUACAAGUACUGGGAGUGCCGCUAGUUCUGGAAGUAACAGCAGUGCUUCUUCAGAGCAGGGCCUUCUGCUAAGGUCACCCCCAUCUAGGCUAGGGCCAGGCCACAGAUCAGAAAGGCCAAUCUGGACGCAGCCCAAGCCGUCGUCUCUGAUCGUGGAUGACCUGAAGAGUCCCUUGAAAGAGGACUCAACACAGCACAAGUUUAUCUGUGAACAGUGUGGGAAGUGCAAAUGUGGAGAGUGCACCGCACCCAGGGCCUUGCCCUCCUGCUUGGCCUGCAAUAGGCAGUGCUUGUGCUCAGCGGAGAGCAUGGUGGAAUACAGCACCUGUAUGUGCCUGGUCAAAGGGAUUUUCUACCACUGUUCCAAUGAUGAUGAAGGGGACUCUUUUGCGGAUAAUCCUUGCUCCUGUUCUCAGUCGCAUUGCUGGUCUAGGUACUUGUGCAUGGGGGCUAUGUCCUUGUUUUUGCCUUGCCUGAUCUGUUAUCCUCCUGCAAAAGGGUGCCUAAAACUGUGCCGAGGGUGUUACGACCGGAUCAAUCGUCCAGGCUGCCGAUGCAAGAACUCCAACACUGUUUAUUGUAAGCUGGAAAGUUGCCCUUCUAGGGGCCAAAGCAAGCCCUCCUGAUUUCUGGAGGGGGAUGUUCAGUUCUUCAGACUCUUUCAGGUUGUGGCUGGCUUUCCUGCCUUCAUUUCACACACACCCUUCCUCCAUUUCUCUUUCUUUUUUCUUUCUUUCAUGCACAAGUUAUUUUUGUCUCACACAACAGCUACUCUCAGCGAAGGCAAAUCUGGGUAUUUCCUUGGUCUUUGUUAAGUGUGGCCCACGUACUUGCAUCUAAUUUUUCAUCUUGGCAAGUCAUCUCAGGUUUGGGAGUAAUCCCUUCCUGAAAGAAGAAGUAAUGAGGGUAUUGCAUUAUUCUGAAGCCUUCUACUCUGCAACCAACUUCCCAAAGAUGCUCUUUUGUUUUGCUCUCUGCAACUCUAUUUUUAACCAAUUUUAAUGGCUUCUACAUGAUUAUUUUGUCUCUUCCCUUUUUAAUUUUUUUAAAGCUUCAUAAUACAGCUCUUUCUGUAAAAAGAAAGAAACUGUCUCAGUCCGGACAACACAAUAACCACCUGUGGUUUUAGUAGUCAACUGUCAGUGGAAUGGUCAGUGGUUGGCCAUUUUGUUGUCUGUCAGGCAAAAAACACUCCACAGUUGACUUUUCCCCUCAAAAAACCCACUGGAGAAACACAACCAGCUACAGAGUUGACUAGUCACACAACUAGUGGUUAUUGUGUUGUCUGUCGGGCUCAGUGGACUUUUUCGAGUUGACUAUUUCUCCUGGCUACAGAGUUCCCAGGCAAGAGCGGCCAAAACCACACUGGCACAAAUCACAGAGGCUGCUGGGAUAGCACCGGGAGGACUGAGGGAGAAGAGAAGGCGGGGCGGGGGCUGUGUCAGUCAAAUGCUGGGUUGUCUAUUAGUCCACUCAACAUCAGCCCCAACCACUCCACACAGUUGUGUAGGAACAGGUGUGGGGUGUACCCGCAAAAUACCCAACUGUGAGUUGACUAUUCCACCCACCAUUAACUAAUGUGUUGUCCAAAUGCAGCCACCAUUUGUUACAGUUUGGCUGAGCCUUAGCAAACCUAGUCUUGCCACCUUUUCAAAUUGCAACCAGCCUGCUUUUUGCUAUCACCUUGACAGUUCUUUAACAUUUUUCAAUCCAAAUUGCAAAACCUUACUUUGCUUGACUUUUCUCCCCGUCACUGCACAUUGGAGAUGCUAUGGCUACAGCUUUCUUUAAUGGUUUCUACAGCUUUCAGAUGUGCACAAGGCCUUACAUUUUCAGUUUUUAAACUUGUCUUCUUUUGAUACUAAAGUUAUUAGUUUCUGCACAUUUGAGUAAUAAUCUUCAGGUAUCAUACAGUUUAAGUUGUGUAAACGUUCUCUGAUCUCUUUAACACUUCUAUUAUUUCUGUGGCUUAAUGACAUUUAAUUCCAACCCUGUGCUUGAUAACGUUAAUCCUCUCUGUUUUUAUUGCCUUAGCCACAAAUUGUGGUGCUUUUUGUAUAUUUUAUGUAAAAACACAAAGUUGAAUCUGACUAUUUUUAAGACAAAGGUCUGUUAAAACUUUUUUUAUUGUAAAGAAUAUUUAUUAUGUGAAUCUCUAUUAUUUUAUGAUAUUUAUUACAAAGGACUGUUCCAAAAAUGUACUCCUGUCUGAAUAUAACAAAAUAUCAAUACUUAACGAAAAUAAGGGUGACACAAAGAAAGUACGUAUGUUAAAGUAUAAUGCAGAAAAUAUAAUAAUUAAUGAAAAUGUCUCGGGUUCUUUAUUUGUUAACAUAGCAAUAAGUUGUUAGCAGUAUUAGUAAGAGGCUGCAGUCCUAUGUCCACUUACCUGGGAGUAGCUCUAGUGAACUCAAUGGGACAUUUCUGAUUAGCCAUGUAUAAGAUUGCAUUGUAAGAGUACUGCUUUUAUUCCUUAUUUUUAUGACUGUGAAACCACUGCUAGUAUUCUAGUUUUAUUUAAUCAUAUUUUCUUUAAAACAUUCAGAUGAAUUUUUGCUCUGAAAUCCUUCACAGCAUUAUUGUAUGUUGCUCAAUCAACAUAUAGACCCCAAGCUACAUAUGUGCGGAUAUAUACUUUUUUGGUGGAAUACUUACAAAUCUACCUUCAGUUUCUUAAAGUUUCUAGUCCUCAUUGCUGCAAAUAUUAGUGUGAAAAUGGGAUGACAAAAAAUGCUAAAAGUUUGGAAAAGAGAAUCUAAGAAAGAAGAUGCCUAAAUUCCAUGCUUUUCAAAUAGUGUGUCCCUGUUCAUAUAUUGUGUCCCAUCCCCCAAAAGGUUGCCAUGGCUUUCAGACUUAAAAAGUACUGUAGAAUAAGUGCAACUUCUGAGCCAGUCACAAUUUGGCACCUGUCAGAUUCAUAAAACACGUGAACUAGUUUCAUCCAUGUCACUCAUUGUUUACAACAUGGCUGUUGGUGCUUGUUUCCUACCACUGUUCUGUAUGGUGAUUAGAGUUUUCUGUUCAGCCACUUUACAAGGCUUGGAAACGUCAUCGCCCAUCGGUUUAAGUGUUUGCUUUCUCUAAAAUACCAAACAUGCCUGUCCAUAUUUAGAAAUAACAUGUCAGUUGAACUGCAGUAUCAGCUGAAGAAAACACAUUCUUUUUUAGUUUACAUCUGAAUAACAAUCAGAAGGACAAAUACACCUUGUAUAACUCAAGUCCAUUACUUUGGGAAGCUUCUGGGUAAUGCUAGUUCUUGAACGUUGGCCCAUUGUGGCCUAUUCGUUCACCUUGAUCAGCUUCUAAGCUCUGUGUCACAUCUGGGCUCUGGGACAUAUUACUGUAUUGAUUGGGGUGUAGUGGCAAUUGAAAUACCUAUACAAACUACCUUAAUUAUUUUAAGUUACUGAAGAAAGCAUAUCUUGCAGCACAAAAGUUUCUU
Messenger RNA from Elgaria multicarinata webbii, 3937 nucleotides. It is a transcript of the gene SPRY1, whose product is annotated as sprouty RTK signaling antagonist 1. Gene Ontology annotation, cellular component: cytosol; membrane. Lineage: Eukaryota; Metazoa; Chordata; Lepidosauria; Squamata; Anguidae. Gene Ontology annotation, biological process: negative regulation of Ras protein signal transduction; negative regulation of fibroblast growth factor receptor signaling pathway; multicellular organism development. The coding region runs from base 159 to 1121 and encodes 320 amino acids. The record is from RefSeq and is a predicted model, not a curated record. The transcript has 2 exons.